CGUUAGUCGGAAAUAAACAAAAGCAUUUGGAGUAAGCCUUCAAAAAACGACAGGAAAAUGGACGCAAACUAACACUCUUCGCCCCUGAAUGUAAAGGUUGAUUCACACAAACAUGAAGAAGAAGGCAAGGAGGUCGCAGGAGACACACACAAACAGUGUCCAGGAGGAGUGCUGUGCUUUGUGUAGGUGCAGUGAUGAUGACCCAGCCAUGUUUGGGGAGAAAGUCACACUCAAAGAACAUAAACUCUCUGUCCACUACUUCUGCUUGCUAACAUCUUGUGGAGUUUAUCAGCGAGGAGAGGAAGACGAAGGCAUCUUCGGUUUCCUGGUGGAGGACAUCAAACAGGAGGUCCGCCGGUCGGCUCGACUGACAUGUUUUGGCUGUAAGAAGAAGGGAGCAUGUGUCGGCUGUAAUGUCAGGAGCUGUAGGAAGAUGGUUCACUUCCCCUGUGGGAGGAAGCAAAUGUUUGUCUCCCAGUUCACUGGACUCUUCCCAUCUUACUGUCCGGAUCAUAGUCCCUCCCAGUCUCUGUGUACUGGGUUAGACAUCAGUCUGCCUCGAUCCUGCUCCAUCUGUCUGGACUCUAUUGAUCCCGUUUUGUCUUACUCCAUCCUCAAGUGUCCAUCCUGCCAUACCAGCUGGUUCCACAGAGACUGUGUGCAGCGUCAGGCCCACAGUGCAGGCCUGUUCUUCUUUAGAUGUACCCUGUGUAACAACAAGGAAAACUUCCAGGAGGAAAUGCUCAGAAUGGGAAUAUACAUCCCAGAGAGAGAUGCCUCGUGGGAGUUGGAGGCAAAUGCAUAUGCAGAACUGUUGGAGGUUUACAAACGCUGUGACGCUCUCACCUGCCUCUGCAACAAUGGUCGUACACACUCUGCCAAGAGCGGGUGGUUUGAGGUGAUUCGCUGCCGACUGUGUGGCUCUAAAGGGACUCACAGGAAAUGUUCGGGACUAAAAUUGGACACUAAAGAUUGGGCCUGCACUGACUGCACACAAGCGACAGAUGGGAAAGCCUCCCUUGUUAGGUCUCCUCAGGGAGGUCCGAGGAGAAGUCUGCUGUCCAAACGCCACAGGCCUUCAGUUCACUCCUCCAUCAGCUGUAAAAGACCAUCUUUACCCGAAAGAUCUGGAUCGCCUGAAGAGCUCCUGCAUUCUUUGGUCCCUCGGCUUCAUCCCCCAAGUGUCCAGGUGGAGGUGAUCGGGGACCAGGCUCUGUCAGCUGGUCUCAACUUAGUCAGGAGGGCUGAUUUUGACCCCACACAAACUCUGUCUGUCAGGUUCAAAGACAUAGAUCAGACUCCCCUUCCCAACAACCUCUGGGACAGUGACACAGCCAAGGAGUACUUUCUGAAGCUGCUGAUGCAGCAGAUACAGGAGUGUGUAGUGUUCGAGGGCCCAGAUGGAUCCAAAAACUUGGCGCUGGACUCAGAGGCUCUGCGUGAGGACCUUUAUUUUGAUGUCGGCUGCCUGCUGGCCCUCUCUCUGGUCCAUGGUGGUCCACCUGUUGGCUUCUUCUCGCGUGCUCUCUAUCAGUGUCUAUUCAACUACCCAGCCAACCGUCCCCUCAAUGUCACACAUAUGACCCCUGACACACACUUCACCCACCAGGUCACCAGGAUCACAGAGGCAGAGUCUUUAGAAGAGCUAAAAGAAGUCAUGGCAGUCAGCUGGGAGUACCUGGAACUAGCUGGCUGUAAUCGACCAAUCAGCAGCCUGAAGGAGAGAGAGGCUCUGGUGGAGGAUUUGGUGAGCUUCACCAUGAUCACCAGGAUGCAGCUGCCACUGCAGAGGUUUCGGGAGGGUCUACAGACUUUGGGUGUCUUUGAUCAGGUUCAGCUCUUCCCAUCUGUCUUCUGUGGAGUUUUCUGCGAAGCUGGUGAUCAUCUCACAGCUCAGACGAUUGGUCAGCUCUUCACCAUCAACUUCUCUGAGCAGGAGGAAAAACUGAACCGAGAGACGCCCGUUGUCACCUUCUGGAGGCACUUCCUGCUGGAGUGUGAAGUUGGAAGGAGCUCCAUCUCCCUUCAGGACCUCCUUCGCUUUGCCACAGGAAGUGCCGAGCUACCAGCUGUCAGUGCCCUCUCUUCUCCCUCCAUCUCCUUCCUCCAUCCUCUCACGCCCUCCCCAUUAGGAUUCAAAGAAGGGAGAAGUGUGGACUGGAGGGAUGAGGGACUCUUCCCUCAGAGUGAGCCUGAGUCCAAACACCUCCUCCUACCCGUCACUUCCUCCUACCAAGCUUUUAAAAGCUCCAUGGAGCAGGCCAUCAGCCACCAUGUGCACCUUCUCCCCACAGAUGGUUAAAGAAGGAGGUGGGGGUUGGCUCUGGACUGGUUUGGGAUCUGUGUUUGAAGAUAAACUCUGAUUGUUUUUUUUGUUUUUUCCUAAUGGGUUUCUUUGUGAUUGACAGAGAGGAAUUUGGGCAAUGUACGCAUUUAAAAUAAUGAACAAGGUUUUUUGAUGUUUUGUUAAAGAAAUCACUAUUUGCUUCAGCAAGAAAAACUUUCAGUA
This is a messenger RNA of Pelmatolapia mariae (spotted tilapia), 2509 nucleotides long. It is a transcript of the gene g2e3, whose product is annotated as G2/M-phase specific E3 ubiquitin protein ligase. The coding region runs from base 113 to 2302 and encodes 729 amino acids. The record is from RefSeq and is a predicted model, not a curated record. NCBI's taxonomy places the organism in Eukaryota, Metazoa, Chordata, Actinopteri, Cichliformes, Cichlidae. Gene Ontology annotation, cellular component: nucleus. The transcript has 17 exons. Gene Ontology annotation, molecular function: ubiquitin-protein transferase activity.